AUGCAACACAAGCAGCAGGAAGCCGCCCCACCGAUAGCACCGUCACCGCCGCAAGCACCCCCAACCCGUCCAGCGACCCCCGCAACGUCAACCCUACCAGCCUCGCCCACCCUACAACCAACGACCGCAAUACCAACCCCAGCUGCCCUUCCGCCGGGCACCCCGCCCGCAAUAGCAACCGAGGAACCACCAAAGACCCAAAGGAUGGUCAGGCAAAUGGUGCAUCCAUCAUGGAAGCAUCACGCACGACACUAA
Molecule: messenger RNA, 255 nt
Organism: Chondrus crispus (carragheen)
Lineage: Eukaryota; Rhodophyta; Florideophyceae; Gigartinales; Gigartinaceae
Exons: 1
Coding region: 1-255 (84 amino acids)
Source: RefSeq, a predicted model, not a curated record